Acipenser ruthenus (sterlet) is the source of this 1849-nucleotide messenger RNA. It is a transcript of the gene fbxo9, whose product is annotated as F-box protein 9. The transcript is spliced from 14 exons. Gene Ontology annotation, molecular function: protein binding. Bases 242 to 1459 code for a protein of 405 amino acids. Lineage: Eukaryota; Metazoa; Chordata; Actinopteri; Acipenseriformes; Acipenseridae. Gene Ontology annotation, cellular component: SCF ubiquitin ligase complex. The record is from RefSeq and is a predicted model, not a curated record. Gene Ontology annotation, biological process: SCF-dependent proteasomal ubiquitin-dependent protein catabolic process.
CAGCAGCUUGUGUCCGACAUGGCUGCUGUUUGGAGAGCUCGUAAUUUUGCACGCUGCGUCGUUCGUUUUUCUGACCGCGAACUGAACUAACCCCAAAAUUGUUUGCAGCUGGAACAAGAUUAAGAACUACAGAAAAUCUAAAAUGAUCAGGAAGUAGACAUUAGUUUUAUUCGGGAUUCUAAGGAUUAAGGCAGAAGGUAAUUUGAACUCUACAGAUAUUUUGGAAGAGGAAGAUAACGAAAUGUCAGAUGAUUCUGACCUAAAGGUGGAGCUCAGUGUCUUUCGGGCUCAAUGGAUGUCUGAACUGACUCCUUCCAGUGGCACCAGAAAAGGUUUUCCUUCAAGAUCUGAAGAUCUCAAGAGGAAGCAGGAGUUGGCCCGGGAGGAAAAGGCCAGCAAACUGUUCCUAAAGGCAGUGGAGCAGGAACAGAAUGGAGCGGUUUAUGAAGCCAUCAAGUACUAUCGGAGAGCCAUGCAGCUUGUACCUGAUAUUGAAUUUAAAAUUAACUACACACGAUCCCCAGAUUCUGGUGAAGUUGGCAUGAACUAUUUGGAAGAAACAGACCUUGAUAAUGAGAUAGAUGAUCUGCUAUCGUAUUUUCAGCAGCAGCUCACUUUGCAGGAAGCAUGUCUGAAAAUUUGCCAGCCGGAUAUUGAAAUGACACAAACUCACAUUUCAGCUCUGCCAAUGGAGGUUCUGAUGUACAUUUUCCGCUGGGUUGUCUCCAGUGAUCUGGACCUGAGGGCUCUUGAACAGCUGUCUCUGGUCUGCCGUGGGUUUUACAUUUGUGCCAGGGAUCCGGAAAUAUGGCGUUUAGCCUGUUUAAGGGUGUGGGGUAGGAGUUGCACCAAAAUGGUUCCUUUUAACUCCUGGAGAGAGAUGUUUUUGGAACGGCCACGUGUCCGGUUUGAUGGUGUAUACAUCAGCAAAAACUCUUACAUUCGCCAAGGAGAACAAUCCCUGGAUGGAUUCUACAGGGCUUGGCAUCAGGUGGAGUAUUACAGGUACUUUAGAUUCUUCCCAGAUGGCCAAGUAAUGAUGCUUACCACCCCUGAAGAUCCUCUCGUCAUAGUUCCUCGUUUGCGCAACAGGAAUGCCAGAAUGGAAUCUCUUCAGUUCGGUCAUUAUCGUCUAUCCCAAGACACAGACAAUCAAACUAAAGUGUUUGCUGUUGUUUCCAAGAAAAAAGUGGAGAAGGCCCCAGAGUAUCAUAACAGAUACUGUAAUCGCUGUAGCCCAGUCCAGGAAGCGGAGCACAGUUUUCACAUGGGCCUGCAGCUCAGUUCUGGAGGAUGUCAACGAUUCAAUAAGCUCAACUGGAUCCAUCACUCUUGCCAGAUAACCUACAGGUCAACGGCUGAAACUGUAGUUACUGCAUUUGAUAUCGACAAGACAUACACACCUUUGUUCUUUGCUCGAGUGAAAAGCUACACUGCAUCAUCAGAAAAGCCUCUCUGAAUAGAAAAUGGAGCUUGAGUUUACUGAAGAUUCUCAGCCUAAAAAAAGCAGCAACAGCACUAUAAUUUUACUGUCCAUUGUUUUAUGCUGGAUUAUAAUUAAGAAUUUAUUAUGUGAUUCUUAUGGCUUACUACUUGAUUUGAAACUAUGUUUUAAAAUAAUAUUAAAUUUGAAUUUCAGUAGCAUGCAGAUAUAUGGUGAAUUGGGAUACUUAAGGCAGGACAUUUAUGAUUUUUCUAGUUAAAUUGAUUAGCGCGCGCAGUGCAGUGAAACAGCAUUUGGACUGUUUCAAAGCAAUUUAACAUGCCUAGAAAAAUAUUCAUGUACAACAUAAAUAACAGAUACAUAUGUGCAGCAAAAAGCUAAAUAAACAAAUCAUUUUGAAAUCUA